Molecule: messenger RNA, 207 nt
Organism: Penicillium verrucosum
Lineage: Eukaryota; Fungi; Ascomycota; Eurotiomycetes; Eurotiales; Aspergillaceae
Exons: 2
Coding region: 1-207 (68 amino acids)
Source: RefSeq, a predicted model, not a curated record
AUGGCAUCCCCGCGACAGGAUCGCGACUUCGACCAAGGCCACCGCGCUGAGCUACAUAUCGAGUUCAUGUUCGCUCUCUCGUCUCAUGGAAUGAGACAGAUAUGGCAGAUUAGAGUUGCACACGCAAACGCACAAUUUGUGACGAUUGGCGCUAUCACGUACCCUUUCAACUUUAAUGUCAAUAUAAACUUCUCCCUUCAAGAGUGA